AUGGUUUCAGACAUUGAUACACGUUUGUCCUACCGGACCGGAUGGCCUAUAUUACCUGCCUUACCUGUUAUACAUACUGACUUGGAUUGGUCAGACUACCCAGACCUACAGAGGGAAAUUUGGGCAAUUCUAAUAAAUAAUCAGGUUGAUGCAGCAUCAGGAGUUAUGAUUUGCACCCGCUCAAAUAUGGGUGUACCGGAGUCAGAUCGGAAACCUACGAUUUUCAUAAUCGUAGGCGCGCAACGGGAUGAUGAAGCAUCUAGAGUUCAGGCUGUAAGGGACAUCAAAAAUCUCUUGCAAUCACGAGGUAUUGAGCUUGCAGUGGAGCUUUACGCUAACGGGCAAUAUAUUGUAGACGAUUCAACUUUUCCAAUACGAUCUACGGAUACAGAUCUACUGCAGUGGUGGGAACUCAAUAUACCCUUACUGGUGGACACCAUCAGCCCGCACAAUUGGCUAUCGAUAGACUUCAUACUUCGGGGAUCCGAAAAGCGACCUACGGUUUUCAUUUCUGCAGACGAUGCGAAUGACUGGCCUUGGUGGAUCGAGACGAUCCCUUUUCUCCGCGACCACAUCCCCCCUCAUAUCGAUAUCGAGUUGAAAUACAUGAAACACUUGGAUAGCGGUGAGGAUGAUGUAAAAUUAACCGGAGAUAAAACGAUUCCAACGGACGACUACGAAUGUGCCAUCCAAAUGGGAGCAUCAUGCGGAAUUUCAGGGCACCCAAAUUCAGGCGUUGUUGGUGGUUUUGUUAAAUUAGAGAAAGAUGGACGGGAUCUAGGCCACUUUGCACUCACAAAUCAGCAUGUUCUACCCAAAGAGGUCCUUACCGGGGAAGAAGAAUUCACCAACAGCGAUGGUUUCAAGGAGCACAUCACAGAUCGACCCAGACUACUACCUGUUGUAAGUCCGUCCGAUUUUGAUCAUAAUUUGAAGGUUCAAGAGCUUGAAGGCCGCAUAGAGAGCACCAAAUAUCUCGUUGACAAUGAGGAUGAAAUCAGGGCAUGGGGCGAACGAAGACAAGAGAUUAUUAUAGAGAAUUCCUAUAAUUUAGUCCAGCUUCGUCGGGAGCUCGGCACCGUGUCAUCUUUGAUGCGGAACGUCGGUCAGAUAUAUGAGGCCGAGCUUACAACAUCCAUGAAUGAGCAAUUCGUGCGACGAUGGAAAGAGUCAUUUGUCCCAGGAGAGGUCACUCAAUACCCAUGGGUACUAGACUGGGGUUUGAUCCAAUUUGACCGUCAUAUACAACCUUGCACGGAUAUACCGGAAUCGGGGGAGAACUACGAGAAUUUGAUCUCUGAGUACUGCAGUCUUGAACCCCGAACCAACUACAACGUCGUCCAGUAUGGCCGAACGUCAACCUGGAGGCAGGGUGUGGUAUCUGCAGCUGUCUCAGUGCUCAACAGCAAGAACCUACGUGGGAAAUGCAGUAAGGACAAAACCCCCGGGAUCCCAGUUUUGUGCCACAGCAUCGUAGUCGAAAAGACUAAUAAUGCCGAGACUAAGGAUCCGUAUACGUUUCUAAGUCCAUUCGACUCUGGAUGUUGGGUGUUUCUCAACGAGCGCGUUAAGAACCCACAAAUACUGGGCUCCGGGUUGGGUUGCAACCCUGGUAGUCGCGUCUCGUACAUGAUGCCCAUGGAUUGCAUUAUCCGUCGGAUCGAAGACAGCACGGGUGCAAAGGUCAUUGAACCACGGAAAGGGCCUCCAAAAGCCAAUUAA
Molecule: messenger RNA, 1722 nt
Organism: Aaosphaeria arxii CBS 175.79
Lineage: Eukaryota; Fungi; Ascomycota; Dothideomycetes; Pleosporales
Exons: 1
Coding region: 1-1722 (573 amino acids)
Source: RefSeq, a predicted model, not a curated record